Scatophagus argus is the source of this 1576-nucleotide messenger RNA. RefSeq names its product inactive pancreatic lipase-related protein 1-like. Bases 128 to 1540 code for a protein of 470 amino acids. Gene Ontology annotation, biological process: lipid metabolic process. The transcript is spliced from 13 exons. Gene Ontology annotation, molecular function: protein binding; triacylglycerol lipase activity. The record is from RefSeq and is a predicted model, not a curated record. Lineage: Eukaryota; Metazoa; Chordata; Actinopteri; Scatophagidae.
GUUAUUGGCCCCUCUCCGUGUCUGUCACCUGCGUGUUUCCCAUGCCUACGUGGGCAAAAAAAGACUUCUGCUUGGAGUAUUUCAAGAAGUGCAAGGUUAGUUCACUACCUUCCUGUCUGGCCUCGAGAUGUCUCACAUGUGGACUUUGGGCCUGCUCUGCUUCCUCACUGGUGCAUCAUAUGCGGCUGAGGUCUGUUUUAAUGAGCUGGGUUGCUUUAAUGACCUGCCUCCUUGGGGGGGUACUGCACAGAGACCAACCUCUGUCCUGCCCUGGCAUCCUGAUGACAUUGGCACCCGCUUCCUUCUCUUCACCCAGAGGAACCGUUACUACCAGGAGAUCAAGACAGAUCAAACCAUCCAUGCCUCGAACUACAGUGGAAUGAAAAAAACUCGAUUCAUCAUUCCUGGUUAUUUGGAAAAAGGAGAUGAGGACUGGCCACAGGCAAUGUGUAAGGUUAUGCUCACAUUGGAGAAUGUGAACUGCAUUGCUGUGGAGUGGAAGAAAGGUGUGAAGACUCAGUAUGCCCAGGCUGCCAAUAAUGCCAGAGUGGUGGCUGCCCAGGUGCUAUCCAUGAUCACAUUCCUCAUGGGCAGCUACAAGCAGGAGGCAGAUAAGUUCCACAUUAUUGGACACAGCCUGGGAGCUCACGCUGCAGGAGACGCUGGCAGCAGGAUCCCUGGCCUCACUCGUAUUACAGGACUAGACCCAGCCGAACCUUACUUUCAGGACACCGAUGUCUCUGUUCGUCUGGACACCAGUGAUGCCACCUUUGUGGACGUCAUUCACACUGAUGGACUUUCUUUCGACCCCAAACUCGGUCUGGGGAUGUCACAGUCUGUGGGCCACAUUGACUUCUACCCCAACGGAGGAGAGCUGAUGCCUGGCUGCACCACCAACAGAGGCGACCCCACUGACCUGGAUGCCAUCUGGGAGGGUACUAAGAAGUUUGAUGCCUGCAACCAUGUCCGAGCAUACCAGUACUACAGUGAGAGUAUAGUUAAACCCCAAGGCUUUGUGGGAUUUCCCUGCUCUAACAAGGACAGUUUUUCUGCUGGAAAGUGUUUCCCAUGUGCCGACAUCAAAUGUCCUCUGAUGGGCCAUAAUGCUGACAAGUUCUUCUCUAUGACUGAUGGCAUUUCAGAGACGAAGUACUUCCUCAACACCGGCAGUUCAAAGCCUUUUGGUCGUUACAGCUACAAAGUUGUUGUUACUUUGGAUGGUCCCAGCUGGACCAACCCAGGCUUCAUGUAUGUAGCACUGGCUGGAGACUUGGACAGCACCAAGGAGUAUCAGCUUCAUGUAGGUAUGCUGAUACCUGGAAGGACCUAUGAGUUGCUGAUUAACGCUGAAGUGGACGUGGGUGAUGUGACAGAGGUGAAGUUUCGGUGGAACAACCAUAUUUUAAACCCCCUGAAACCCAAGUAUGGUGCAUCCAAAGUGGAGCUGCAGAGAGGAAAGGACAAGAACAUCAUCUUAUUCUGUGGAGCAGGGAAUGUGGUGGAGAAUGCGAUCCAGUCUGUGCUUCCAUGCCAAGCUUGAGCAGCCACAAUCACCAUGUCGCUCAGCGUCUUUCAA